This is a messenger RNA of Acanthopagrus latus (yellowfin seabream), 1916 nucleotides long. Its product is annotated as protein NLRC3. The transcript has 5 exons. The record is from RefSeq and is a predicted model, not a curated record. The coding region runs from base 37 to 843 and encodes 268 amino acids. NCBI's taxonomy places the organism in Eukaryota, Metazoa, Chordata, Actinopteri, Spariformes, Sparidae.
GUCUUCUGCUGGAUCACUGCUACAGUUCUGGACCACAUGUUGACUACAGGCCAGAGAGGAGAGCUGCCCAAGACCCUGACUGACAUGUACUCACACUUCCUGCUGGUUCAGACAAAGAGGAAGAAGCACAAGUACGAUGAGGGACGUGAGACGAGUCCACAGGAGCUGACGGAGGCUGACAGGGAAGUUCUUCUGAAGCUGGGGAGGCUGGCGUUUGAACAUCUGGAGACAGGAAACAUCAUGUUCUACCAAGAAGACCUGGAGCGCUGUGGUCUUAAUGUCACAGAGGCCUCGGUGUACUCAGGGGUUUGUACAGAGAUCUUCAGAAGAGAGAGUGUGAUCUUCCAGAAAACAGUCCACUGCUUUGUUAAUCUGAGCGUUCAGGAGUUUCUGGCUGCAGUCUACAUGUUCCACUGUUUCACCAACAGGAACACAAAGGUUCUGCAGGACUUCGUGGGAGGUCAAAGUUAUAACAACUACUCUUCCCUGGAUGGGUUCCUGAGGAGAGCCAUGCAGAAAUCCCUUGAAAGUAAAAAUGGCCACCUGGACCUGCUUGUUCGGUUCCUUCAUGGCCUCUCUCUGAAGUCCAACCAGAGACUCUUAGCAGGCCUGCUGGGUCAGACAGACAACAGUCCAGAAAUCAUCCAGAGAGCCAUCAACAACCUGAAGGAGAUGAACAGUGAUAAGAUCUCUCCUGACAGAAGCAUCAACAUCUUCCACUGUCAGACGGAGAUGAACGACCACUCAGUCCAUCAGGAGAUCCAAGAGUUCCUGAAGUCAGAGAACAGAUCAGAGAAGGAACUCUCUGAGAUCCACUGCUCAGCUCUGGCCCACAUGCCAUGAGGAAGAAGUUUAGCGAGGAGCUGGAGAUAAACAUGCAGGGCUGGGUUAUCAGCAAACAGGCACACCACGAGAGAGUGUCCGGUAAAAUGAUCAGGGCGAUGGACAAACAAAUGUCCACCACCAUGAGUGACGAUUUAUUGACUGUGGACUCUCAGAGAGUCACUGUGAAGUUGUGGCCUCAGCACUGAAGUCCAACCCCUCCCAUCUGACAGAACUGGACCUGAGUUUCAACAAGCUGCAGGAUUCAGGAGUGAAGCUGCUGUGUUCUGGACUGGAGAGUCCAAACUGUCGACUGGAGACUCUGAGAUUGGAGAGCUGCAGGUUGUCAGAGAUCAGUUGUGCUUCUCUGGUCUCAGCUCUGAAGUCCAACCCCUCCCAUCUGAGAGAGCUGGACCUGAGUAAGAACAACCUGCAGGAUUCAGGAGUGAAGCUUCUCUCUGCUGGACUGGAGAGUCCAAACUGUCGACUGGAGACUCUGAGAUUGUGGGGCUGCAGUUUGUCAGAGAUCAGUUGUGCUUCUCUGACCUCAGCUCUGAACUCCAACCCCUCCCAUCUGAGAGAGCUCGACCUGAGUGACAACAAGCUGCAGGAUUCAGGAGUGAAGCUGCUGUCUGAACUUGUGGAGAGUCCAAACCGUAGCCUGGAGACUAUGAGUAUUUCCUGUUUUCCUCAGUGAAGCUGUGAGAGGAGAACGGUGACAGGCUUCAGGAUUGGACAGAAAGAGAUAGAGGGGGAACAGUCAGCCAAUCAGAUGAGCCAGAAGCUUGUUGUGAUCGUGUGUUUGAGAUGAAGUGAAGACGACUGUUGUUGUUGUGUUCAUGUCUACAGGAAGUAAAGCUGGAUCACAGCUGACAGCAUCACAGGAUGUGUAGAGACAGUCGUCCUCAUUCAUCAAGCUGUUGUAGCAUCAAAUCUUUCUCUCAUUUCAACACUGAACAAGUGAUCAGUCCAUCUGUGUCACAGCUCUCAGGUCUACGGUGGCCCUGAAGGUCAAAACACAACAACAUUCAACCAAAUAUCUCACUGUCACCAGAGACUUGGGUUCUUCAAGAUCGCGUCCCACUUUUUCCAUA